AUGCAGCAUGGAGGUGUGAUCGGGCGUAGGAUAGGCUGGGAACAUGCAGCUCAAAGAUUGACCGCAUCUGAUCCUCAGCAAAUCAGAGCCUCGAUGUCCACUCUUUGGAAGAGGUUCUUCGACACCCAGCCUUUCCCAUUUUGGCUCAUAUAUUAUCCCAAUAUGUUUAAUACACACGCUCAGAUGGCAGCUGUCAACCUGUACUCUGUACCAGAGGCAUAUAAGAGAGCAGCCUCGCUUAGAGACGAAAUCGAUAUCCUCUGUUUGACCAGGCUUGGGCCGUCUGUUGCCAUUCCAACCAGGUACAACGUGAAAUGGUAG
This is a messenger RNA of Nannizzia gypsea CBS 118893, 321 nucleotides long. RefSeq lists its product as hypothetical. The coding region runs from base 1 to 321 and encodes 106 amino acids. The transcript has 3 exons. The record is from RefSeq and is a predicted model, not a curated record. Lineage: Eukaryota; Fungi; Ascomycota; Eurotiomycetes; Onygenales; Arthrodermataceae.